CAGGGGCGGCUCUCGCCCCCUCCAUAAAGCGGCCGCUGGUGCCGGGCACUGCUGAGCGGGGCGGUCCCGGCCCAGCCCGGCCAUGCAGGCGGCGGUCCGGCGCGGGGGCUCGCUGGAGGCGCCCGGCCCGCGGGAGGCGGCCGGACAGCUAAAUAAGUCAAAUUACAUAAUGAUUGAAGAUAAUAAAGAGAAUGAAGACCAUGCAUCUGAAAGAGGAAGAACAGCCAUAAUUUUUUCCUUGAAGAAUGAAGUUGGAGGACUUGUAAAAGCAUUAAAACUCUUUCAGGAGAAGCAUGUAAAUCUGGUACACAUUGAGUCACGGAAGUCCAAGAGACGAAAUUCUGAGUUUGAGAUCUUUGUUGACUGUGACAGUAACAGGGAACAACUGAAUGAGAUCUUCCAGCUCCUGAAAUCCCAUGUCAACGUUGUCUCUAUGAACCCAACAGAGCAUUUCAAUGUCCAGGAAGACGACAUGGAGAAUGUCCCUUGGUUUCCAAAGAAGAUCUCAGAUUUGGAUAAGUGUGCAAACAGAGUGCUGAUGUACGGGUCCGAUUUGGAUGCUGACCAUCCAGGUUUCAAAGACAAUGUUUAUCGCAAGAGGCGAAAGUAUUUUGCAGACCUUGCUAUGAACUAUAAACAUGGUGACCCAAUUCCUAAGAUUGAAUUCACUGAGGAGGAGAUCAAGACUUGGGGGACUGUGUACCGAGAGCUUAACAAGCUUUACCCAACUCAUGCCUGCAGGGAGUACCUUAAAAACUUACCCUUGCUCACCAAAUACUGUGGGUACAGAGAAGACAAUAUCCCCCAGCUGGAAGAUGUGUCUCGUUUUCUGAAAGAACGCACAGGUUUUACCAUUCGCCCCGUUGCUGGAUAUCUAUCGCCCAGAGACUUCUUGGCAGGAUUAGCGUUCCGAGUUUUUCACUGCACUCAAUACGUUAGACACAGCUCGGACCCUCUCUAUACACCAGAGCCUGAUACCUGCCAUGAGCUCCUAGGCCAUGUCCCUCUUUUGGCUGAACCCAGUUUUGCUCAGUUCUCCCAGGAAAUUGGACUUGCUUCACUUGGGGCAUCAGAUGAGGCUGUCCAAAAACUGGCAACAUGCUACUUCUUCACUGUAGAGUUUGGCUUGUGCAAGCAAGAGGGACAGCUACGAGUUUAUGGGGCUGGCUUGCUCUCUUCAAUUAGUGAGCUCAAGCACUCGCUCUCUGGCAGUGCCAAGGUCAAGCCUUUUGAUCCAAAGGUCACCUGCAAGCAAGAAUGCCUCAUUACAACUUUCCAGGAGGUCUACUUUGUUUCUGAAAGUUUUGAAGAAGCAAAGGAGAAGAUGAGAGAGUUUGCAAAAACCAUCAAGCGCCCAUUUGGUGUGAAGUACAAUCCAUAUACUCAAAGUGUGCAGAUCCUGAAAGACACAAAGAGCAUUGCCAGCGUGGUGAAUGAGCUACGUCAUGAGCUGGACAUUGUCAGUGAUGCUCUCAGCAAGAUGGGCAAGCAGCUGGAAGUUUAACACCCCUGUCAGCAGCGUGGUGCACUCUUUCCUUUUCCUGCUGAUUUAUUUCUAGGCAUGUAAUGUGUUGUAUGCAGAACUCUCUCCUUUACAAAUGGAAGAGUGAAUGGCCCAUACGGAUAAUCGCUUUAUCUUGUUUCUCUGUGUGAAGUCCCUUACAGAAUGUAUUCCUCCCUCCUCCUUGGAUAAAAAAGGCCUGGAGUUGCCUUUGCGAAACUGAUGGGGGAGUAGAGAAUGCGCUAGACUGGAGCAGAAGUGUGGUCUGUGGAUCAAGGCUGGGACCAGGUGCUGCAGAAGGUGGUUUGUGAGGCAAUAAUGGAAUAAUUCGCCAUAGGGAAAUGUCUGUUUCUGACUCCAGGAAUCUAUGCUACUAAUCUGAAGGCAUUGCAGACAUCAUGGUGUAGAAGCCAUAGUAAUCAGUGCUUCUGAAUCUAUGCUACUACGUUUAAAAGUAGAAUGAUUACAACACAGGCAUCAGGACACAAAUAGCUGGAGGUUCAUGACAAAAUUGAGGGAGUCAAAUCUAACUUUCAAAGGGAUCAGUCUUGCCCCCAAAGAAUUUCAGAUGUGCUGUUUGGCUUGCUUCUCGUAUAAGGCAGAGUCACAGAGCUGCUGCAUCAAAUCCUAAUCCUGUUUAAGAGAUUGCUGUUGGCUCAGAGAGGAUUGUUGUUGCUGUCCUUGAUAUUGCACCUGGGGGAAGAACUUCCUUACAGAACUGAUUGAAUUAAUUUAGCAAAAUUAUAGCAAGACAUGAGGUACUGACUUAGCACAAAGCCUAAAACACUUUUGAAAUUACAAUUUAAUAUUCAAAUAGCUUGAUUGGUUCUAAAAUAACAUCAAAUUUUAAAAUAACAGCCAAAGUUCUUAGUCUAGUCUGGCUUUCUGUAACAUUAAGUAUCCUAUUGAUCACUUGUUCAGUUGAACCUGCACAAGCUGCAGAAUGGUAUGUUUUAUUUCUUCUUUACUAGGCCUGAAUGUCUCCAUUGUCCAUCAGACAAAUGAUAACUGCAAGGCCCAAGCAUUUCUCUGGAAUUCUGUGGCUGUGAAUGCAACAAACUGCCUUGUAGCAUAAAGUGUAUGUAAUUCCAAAGAGCACUGUACAAGUGGUGGGAAGCAGUGUCCUGCUGAAUUGUUUCUAUCACACAGUAGCCAACCUCCCAGUUUUCAGGACUCCAUAGUUUAAAGCAUCCUGCGUAUCUGUAUAAAGCUGUGUUGGCUUCUCUUUCUGCUGGCCCUGUCAAUGAAACAAAUAGACGUACAGGAUAUAUAAUAUAUUUGAAAGAUCAGUGAGGUGCAGGGUGCAUUUAAUAGCAUGCUGGGCACUGGUUCUUCAUAGGUAGAACUUAUCGGGUAGUUCAGAACUUGCCGCUGUGAAGGUCGUUGGAAAAAUGGACUGAAAACUUAAAAUACACUGGAGAUACAAGCCCAGGAGUUUGAGAACUUGAAAGGACUUUCAUGAACCUCCGCUUGAAAAUCAGUUUGAGUUUCAUAUGCUUUCUAGUAGGCCACAUCUGCUCCAUAAGCAAUCUCUGGCCCAAUCUUUCCAGAUAUACUCAUUGUUUAAAUCAAAUAUAUUGAUGCUUUCAUUUUCUUUUUUUCUGUGACUAUUAACCCACCAUAACUUUUUAAAGAGCAUUUAAGACAUUGAAACAUGGUCCACAACAUUUGCAGUUUGUUACACUUUAAAAUAAAUGUUAGGAGCUUUGUCUUUCUAAAGAAACCUUAUAAUAAGUGAGUAGUAAGGGAGGAUCAAUUUUGUCUGCUUCUGUGAUAAGUUAAUAUUCAGCUCUAUUUUAAAAAACAUUGGGAUUAUUGUGUUGUUGAAAUACACAUAGGUCUGUGUUACUUCAAAUCUUUGUCUGAACUAUGUAUACAUUUCAAGUAGGAAACUUUAUACUUGAUAAAUGAGCACCUAAUUUAGAAUACUUUGGAAAAACAGCAAUUGUUUCUUUAUUUGUACUUGCGUAGCAAAAAUUAAAGUAAACUGCUAGAAGUAAUAGAGAGAAGAUGCAUUUCUGCAGCAUUAACAACAUGUAUGGCUUCACACAUCCAAACCUUCUGGCUAUGUAGAACAGCAAUAAUUUAAAUAUUUUGAACUACUGUGGAAGUUUUAAAUGUCAAUGAAAUAAAUUACUUGUUGUUAAUUUUUGCAAGCAAAAAAAUCCUUUCAUUCAGCACUGUAGCAAUAAAAACAAAGCACCCACUUCUGA
Columba livia (rock pigeon) is the source of this 3714-nucleotide messenger RNA. RefSeq names its product tryptophan hydroxylase 1 (gene TPH1). The coding region runs from base 83 to 1504 and encodes 473 amino acids. Lineage: Eukaryota; Metazoa; Chordata; Aves; Columbiformes; Columbidae. The transcript is spliced from 11 exons. Gene Ontology annotation, biological process: serotonin biosynthetic process; aromatic amino acid metabolic process. Gene Ontology annotation, molecular function: iron ion binding; tryptophan 5-monooxygenase activity. Gene Ontology annotation, cellular component: neuron projection. The record is from RefSeq and is a predicted model, not a curated record.